AGAUCACAUAUGCCAUAUUCUGUUGUACUGCUCUGCUAGAAUUUUACUCCAUGCUUCCAAUUAUACCGGUGCCUGGAGACGAACCAACCAUCGCCGGCCUCUUCCACAGUGGCCAGCGGCCAGAUAUGGUCACUCAAUAUAGCCUCGUAGGAUACUUUGCCCGCAACAGAGAGCAUAGCUGGAUGAUGCGGACUGUAAGUUUGUUUGGAUGCAAGGAUUUCCUCGACCAGCGCUGGUGGAUGAGGUCCUGCUUCUCAUCCAGGAGAAUUACAAAGUUGGUUCUUCAAUAUCUGAAAGAUGGAUGGAAGGAAAAAAUACAAGAUGCUGCCAGCUAUCGCAGGUUUAAUGACAACAGGGGCCACUGGGCGCUUGAGGGCAAUCAAGACUUGGUCUCCAGCAUAAAGGGACCAUUCGAUGAGAGUGUCCUCAUCUGGCACAUCGCCACAGAUUUCUGCUUCUUCUUGAGCCCGUUUUCAGAUCAUAGAUGUUCCUUUGCUAAGAUCCCGUCAAUAUCAUCGAACUCAAAGUCGAAAGGGGAUACCCCUCCAGCUGAGGAGGCUAGGUCUAAAUGUGGAGAAUUGACCGCCUGCAAAGCCGUCCUAUGCAGACAGAUAUCCAACUACAUGAUGUACCUACUGUUUGUUAAUCCUGAGAUGCUAUUGCCUGGCACUAGGCGGAAUCUCUUCACAAUUGCCUACAAGGAGCUCAAGGAUAUCCUCGACGACGACAAGCCAAGUCUGUUGGCAACUGCCUAUAAAGAGCUCAAGGAUAUCCUCAAGGACAACAACCGGAAUAUGUACAGAAGAGUCACAGCCGCCAUUAAAGAGCUCAAUGAUAUACUCAGGGACAGCAAGCGGAAUCCACUAAGCUGGAGUCAGUGGAAGCCUGCACCAGCGAUACAGGAAGAGCUUAUGCAGAGAGUAAUCAAUACCAUGCUGGACAAUUCAGUGAAAGCUUCUGAAGAGGAGUCAAAAAGAAGUUCUGAAGAAAAACCAGAUGGAAGUUCUAAAGGAAGUUUCAUCGACGACGCCUGGGCUCUUGCCCAAGGGUUAUUGGCCUUAGGUGACGACAAGAUGUGGGAAGUGAUCCAGGGCGUCUGGGUGGAGAUGCUCUGCUUCUCCGCCAGCAGAUGCAGAGGCUACCUGCACGCCAAGGCUUUGGGCUCCGGCGGGGAGUUCCUCACCUAUGUCUGGCUCCUAAUGUCAUGCAUGGGGAUGGAGACCUUCACGGAGAGGCUGCAGAGGGAGGAGCUUCCACCGGCUUCUGACGCCCGCAAUGGCACGGCUUCAUCCACUUCCGAGAUCCACACUCGUGCUCGUGCGGCUCCAUCAACUUCCCAGGUCCAUCACACCAGCGCGUCUCCAUCCACGGAUGAGAUUUGCAUCGAUAUGUCUUAGCAGGUAGCACUCGUGGAGGCUAUUUCAACUGUUCGUAGUUCUUUUGUUCAGCUGCUUUCCCAUACAAGACUGUUUACCGAUUGUAGUAGUUCUUUUGUUCAGCUGCUUUCCCAUACAAGACUGUUUACUGAUUGUUGUGGACGCUUGGUUGUUGGCAUGCUUCUCCCUAGUCCUAUUGUUCUUGCUGCUCAUCACAGUAAAAGCUAUAUAUGUAAUGGUGUAAUCUGUUUCUUGUUAUAAUGCCUUCCAGAGUUCCAUCCGUGUAGUGUAAUGCUGCUAUUUUUUACUCUCCUUUUUCCGGAUUCAGUGUAAUGUUGAACUUCGAAUUGUUGAUUGCCUAAGGGCCAAUUUCAGUA
Panicum virgatum (switchgrass) is the source of this 1753-nucleotide messenger RNA. RefSeq lists its product as uncharacterized. The record is from RefSeq and is a predicted model, not a curated record. The transcript has a single exon. The coding region runs from base 51 to 1397 and encodes 448 amino acids. Lineage: Eukaryota; Viridiplantae; Streptophyta; Magnoliopsida; Poales; Poaceae.